Molecule: messenger RNA, 810 nt
Organism: Seminavis robusta
Lineage: Eukaryota; Bacillariophyta; Bacillariophyceae; Naviculales; Naviculaceae
Source: the annotation of a GenBank genome assembly
AUGGAAACAUAUCAACAGACAUUGGCACAGUACCAAACUCAAUGGACUCAACACCAGCAGGAGCUCCAGCAAUACCAGCAGGCCCUCCAGCAACACCAGCAGGCACUGCAGCAGUUCCAGCAGCAGAUACAACAAUAUCAGCAACAAGCCCAGCAGCCCUCCAUCCCAGAGUUGGCCAAGCUGGAGAGACUCAUCACCAGUGUGUUCUGUACACCCAUUGACCAGUACCAGCACCAAUCCUCAAACAAUGUCAAGUCCCUUGCUCUUAAGAAGCUACACAAAGAGGCAUUCACAACCAAGGCCACAGAGGACACUGCAAUGGAGAUUGACAGUGAACCUGCCUCUGACUCCCAACAGAUCAAGGAUCUGGUCAAGAACAUGGCAACAACAAUCAAAACAACAACAGCUCAAAAAACAACAGGAGGGGCCCAGCCCAGGGAGGCGCCUCCAGCAACAAAAAGAAAUCUCCCAACCAGCAGCAGUCCGCCAGAGGCGGCAGAACCCAACGAGGAAGGUCCCAGUCCGCCCCAAGAGGCAACCGCCCAAGAAGCCAAAGCAGAGGCCGCCAAGGCGGCCGCGGCGGCAGGGCAGGACGAGGAAGGGGAGGAAGAGCCGGAGGAAGAGGCAACGCUACCUCCAGAGGCUCCACAAGAUCGAACAGAGGCCGCUCCAGAAGCUCCUCUCCCAGCAGGAGGCAGAACUCCAACACCAGGAGAAGCAGGUCCUCCAGGCGAUCGACAAGGAGAUAGAGCUCACAUAUGGCUUCGUCUCAGACCCCGACCUCCAUCUACACGACAAUGUACAAAUUAG